Messenger RNA from Oncorhynchus nerka (sockeye salmon), 7066 nucleotides. Its product is annotated as collagen alpha chain-like. The coding region runs from base 2815 to 3555 and encodes 246 amino acids. The transcript has 2 exons. Lineage: Eukaryota; Metazoa; Chordata; Actinopteri; Salmoniformes; Salmonidae. The record is from RefSeq and is a predicted model, not a curated record.
GUUUUUAAGUCGGCGGACCCUGAUGAAGAAGAUUAGAAGGAGGAUAAAGAGCCACAACAACACCACCGAACCAAGCAUCGCAACUGGGCUUCAGGAAUUGCAUAGGCUACUUCACGAUGUAAAGAUGGCUGAUUUAAAGACGCCAGUUGCCACCCACACAAAUUGUGGACUUUGUUUUGAACACAGAUCUAUGGCACCAGUCAAUGUGGGAGGUAACCUGUCUGCCUAUGGGAGACUUGUAGGUUUACAGCCUUGAUUCAGGACUUGAUAAUAUUUUUUGUUUGAUUUGGUAUUGGAACUGGGGGUUUAUUUGCCGCCCAAUAUGAGGUAAAGCCAGUUUCAAAUGGGAUAUUUGACGGAUAUUUGCGCUUUCAAACCUCAACAGCUUUCAAACCACUUGAGCCACAGGCUCCAAAUAAGUGACAGGAUGUUGGAAAAAUGGCACAGGUCUUAUUUUCACGAUUUGGAUAUUAAUUCGCUUUCCAAAGCUAAUAAACGUGGAAAUGCGAGCAGCAUUUUGUAGUCCUAGUUGAAUUAGUUAUGGAGCGUAAACAAAGUACAAACUUUUGUUAACAUUUGAAUGUCAAUAGCUCCUUGGUCAUGUUACCUACUUGACUCAAACAACGUUCAGAAUGUCCACUGACUACCCUUCUAUAUUGCACACGUUUGGUUUGUCAAUUUUCAUCUCACAUUUUUACAUUAAUUUUUCUAACUUUCUAAUGUUAAUAGCUUCUUGGUCAUUUAUUGAAUUUUUUUACCUUUAUUUAACUAGGCAAGUCAGUUAAGAACAAAUUCUUAUUUUCAUUGACAGCCUAGGAACAGUGGGUUAACUGCCUGUUCAGGAGCAGAACAACAGAUUUGUACCUUGUCAGCUCAGGGGUUUUGAACUUGCAACCUUCCGGUUACUAGUCCAACGCUCUAACCACUAGGCUACCCUGCCUAGUGUGAACUACUGACUUCAAACAAGGUUCAGAAUGUACACUGACUACCUUUCUAUAUUGCAACACUAACUACCCUUCUAUAUUUUCAUGACACAUGAUUUUACAUUAAUUUUUCAAAAUUUUAAAUUUCAAUAGCUCCUUGGUCAUGUGACCUACUGACUUCAAACAAGGUUCAGAAUGUCCACUCAGUGGGCCUACACAUGGCACACCAUUUAGUUUGUCAAUUUUCAUCUCACCCGAUUUUACAUGAAUUUUUCAAACUUUCAAAUGUCAAUGGAGAGUGACUACAUUUCAGCCGUGCGUAAUUGGCCGACUCCCACCACGGCAAAGGAGGUGCAGCCUUUUUUAGGGUUUGCCAAUUACUAUCGGAGGUUUAUCCUGGGUUUUGGUCAGGUAGCGGCUCCCAUUACCUCACUGCUGAAGGGGGGCCCGGUGCGUUUGCAGUGGUUGGCUGAGACGGACAGGGCUUUUGGUCACCUAAGGGCUCUGUUUACCUCGUCUCCCGUGCUGGCACAUCCGGAUCCCUCUUUGGCGUUCACGGUGGAGGUGGACGCGGACGCAUCCGAGGCUGGGAUUGGAGCCGUGCUCUCUCAGCGCUCGGGUACGCCACCGAAGCUCCGCCCAUGUGCCUUCUUCUCGACGAAGCUCAGCCCGGCGGAACGAAACUAUGAUGUGGGGGACCGGGAGCUGUUGGCUGUGGUGAAGGCGUUGAAGGUGUAGAGACAUUGGCUUGAGGGGGCUCAACACCCUUUUCUCAUCUGAACUGACCACCGCAACCUGGAGUACAUCCGGGCAGCGAGGAGACUGAAUCCUCGUCAGGCAAGGUGGGCCAUGUUUUUUACCCGUUUUGUUUUCACCCUUUCUUUCAGACCAGGUUCCCAGAAUGUUAAGGCAGACGCACUGUCCAGGCUGUAUGACACAGAAGAACGGCCCAUGUAUCCUACCCCCAUACUUCCUCCUUCUCGGUGUGCACACGGUGUAAGGCUCGUAGGCACCUGCCCAGAGGUAACCCUUACCCGUUCCACAACAGCCUUGGUCGCAUCUGUCGGUCGAUUUCCUCACCGAUCUUCCUCCCUCACAGGGUAACACCACGAUCCUGGUUGUUGUGGAACGUUUUUCCAAGUCCUGCCGUCUCUUCCCUCUGCCCGGUCUCCCUACGGCACUACAGACUGCGGAGGUCUUUUUUACACACGUCUUCCGGCACUACGGGGUGCCUGAGAAUAUAGUGUCUGAUCGGAGUCCCCAGUUCACUUCGAGGGUCUGGAGGGCGUUCAUGGAACGUCGGGGGUCUCGAUCAGCCUUACCUCGGGUUUUCACCCCGAGAGUAAUGGGCAGGUGGAGAGAGUGAACCAGGAUGUGGGUAGGUUUCUGCGGUCUUAUUGUCAGGACCGGCCGGGGGAGUAGGCGGCGUUCGUGCCCUGGGCCGAGAUGGCUCAGAACUCACUCCGCCACUCCUCCACUAACCUCUCGCCCAUCCAGUGCGUACUGGGGUACCAGCCGGUUCUGGCGCCUUGGCAUCAGAGUCAGACCGAGGCUCCUGCGGUGGACGACUGGUUCAGGCGCGCGGAGGAGACCUGGGACGCCGCCCAUGUUCACCUCCACCGGGUAUGGCUCUCGACCCAAAAUUUGCCCCACCGCCUGCCCUGCCAGAGGUGACUGAACGAGGUUAGUUAUCAGUUACAGCUUCCCCCGAUUACCGUAUUAACCCCUCGUUCAAUGUGUCUCUCCUCAGGCCGGUGGUGGCUUGAAAAGGAUCCCCAUUAGCUGUUGCAACAGCAGCAGCUACUCUUCCUGGGGUCUACACAAAACAUGAAACAUGACAUAAUACAGAACAUCAAUAGACAAGAAAAGCUCAAGGACAGAACUACAUACAAUGGACAAUUGGGUCAGAAGUUUACAUACACUCAAUCAGCUCAGGACAGACGGGCGACUCCGGCAGCUCAGGACAGACUGGAGACUCCGGCAGCUCAGGACAGAGGGGCGACUCCGGCAGCUCAGGACAGACGGGCGACUCCGGCAGCUCAGGACAGACGGGCGACUCCGGCAGCUCAGGAGAGACGGGCGACUCCGGCAGCUCAGGACAGACGGCGACUCCGGCAGCUCAGGACAGACGGCGACUCCGGCAGCUCAGGACAGACGGGAGACUCUGGCAGCUCAGGACAGACGGGAGACUCUGGCAGCUCAGGACAGACGGGCGACUCCGGCAGCUCAGGACAGACUGGAGACUCCGGCAGCUCAGGACAGAGGGGCGACUCCGGCAGCUCAGGACAGACGGGCGACUCCGGCAGCUCAGGAGAGACGGGCGACUCCGGCAGCUCAGGACAGACGGCGACUCCGGCAGCUCAGGACAGACGGCGACUCCGGCAGCUCAGGACAGACGGGAGACUCUGGCAGCUCAGGACAGACGGGCGACUCCGGCAGCUCAGGACAGACUGGAGACUCCGGCAGCUCAGGACAGAGGGGCGACUCCGGCAGCUCAGGACAGACGGGCGACUCCGGCAGCUCAGGACAGACGGGCGACCCCGGCAGCUCAGGACAGACGGCGACUCCGGCAGCUCAGGAUAGACGGGAGACUCUGGCAGCUCAGGACAGACGGGAGACUCUGGCAGCUUAGGACAGACGGGAGUCUCUGACAGGGCUGAGCAGGCGGGAGCACCUGUAGGGAGGAGACGGAGAGACAGCCUGGUGCGGGGGGCUGCCACCGGAGGGUUGGUGCGUGGAGGAGGCACCGGAUAGACCGGACCAUGGAGGCGCACUGUAGGUCUCGAGCACCGAGCCUGCACAACCCUACCUGGCUGGAUACUCCCCGUAGCGAGGCCAGUGUGGCGAGGUGGUAUAGACCGCACUGGGCUGUGCUGGCGAACCGGGGACACCAUACGUAGGGCUGGUGCCAUGUACCCCGGCCCGAGGAGACGCACUGGAGACCAGAUGCGCUGAGCCGGCUUCAUGGCACCUGGCUUGAUGCCCACUCUAGCCCGGCCGAUGCGAGGCCCUGCUAUGUAUAACGCACCGGACUAUGCCUGCGCACCGGGGACACCGUGCGCCUCACGGUAUAACACGGUGCCUGCCCGGUCCACCUCUUUCCACGGUAAGCACGGGGAGUUAGCUCAGGUCUCCUACCUGACGUAGCCACACUCCCCGUGUGCCCCGUGUGUGCUGCCGUACCAACUCCUCAAAAUGCCGCCGCUCUGCUUUGGCUGCCUCCAGCUCUUCCCUGGGGCGGCGAUAUUCCCCAGCCUGUGCCCAGGGUCCCUUGCCGUCCAGAAUCUCCUCCCAUGUCCAGGAGUCUUGAGAUUUCUGCCUCUGCCCGUUACCACGCUGCUUGGUCCUUGGUUGGUGGGUGAUUCUGUAACGGCUGUCUGUGGUGGAAGAAGGUGAGGACCAAUGCGUAGCGUGGUAAGUGUCCAUAUUUUUAAUAAAGAAAUUGAACACUAAACGAAAACAACAAAGUGAACGAACGAAACCGAAACAGUUCUAUCUGGUGCAAAAUGCAAACACUCAACAGAAAAUAAUCACCCACAAAUCAAGGGUGAAAACAGGUUGCCUAAGUAUGGUGUUCAAUCAGAGACAACGAAUGACAGCUGCCUCUGAUUGAGAACCAUACCAGGCCAAACACAGAAAUACCAACUCAUAGAAAAACAAACAUAGACAACCCACCCAACUCGCGCCCUGACCAUACUAAAACAAAGCCAUAACAAAAGAACUAAGGUCAGAACGUGACAUUUUCAGUUCUACCCACACAUUUUCUAUAGGAUUUAGGUCAGGCUUUGUGAUGGCCACCCUAAUACCUUGACUUUGUUGUCCUUAGGCCAUUUUGCCACAACUUUGGAAGUAUGCUUGGGGUCAUUGUCCAUUUGGAAAAUCCAUUUGCGACCAAGCUUUUACUUCCUGUCUGAUAUCUGGAGAUUCAAUAUAUCCACAUAAUUUUCCUCCCUCAUGAUGCCAUCUAUUUUGUGAAGUGCACCAGCCCCUCCUGCAGCAAAGCACCCCCACAACAUGAUGCUGCCACCCGUGCUUCACUGUUGGGAUGGUGUUCUUUAGCGUGCAAGCCUCCCCCUUUUUCCUUCAAACAUAACGAUGGUCAUUAUGGCCAAACAGUUAUAUUUUUGUUUCAUCAGACCAGAGGACAUUUCUCCAAAAAGUAUGAUCUUUGUCCCCGUGUGCAGUUGCAAACAGUAGUCUGUUUUUUUAAUGGCGGUUUUGGAGCAGUGGCUUCUUCCUUGCUGAGCGGCCUUUCAGGUUAUGUCAAUAUAGGACUCGGUUUACUGUGGAUAUAGAUACAUUUGUACCUGUUUCCUCCAGCAUCUUUACAAGUUCCUUUGCUGUUGUUCUGGGAUUGAUUUGCACUUUUCACAACAAAGUACGUUCAUAUCUAGGAUAUAGAAUGCGUCUCCUUCCUGAGCGGUAUGACAGCUGUGUGGUCCCAUGGUGUUUAUACUUGCGUACUAUUGUUUUCACAGAUGAACGUGGUACCUUCAGGCAUCUGGAAAUUCCUCUGACACCGCCUGGUAUAGAGGUCCUGGAUGGCAGGAAGCUUGGCUUCAGUGAUGUACUGGGCCAUAUGCACUACCCUCUGUAGUGCCUUGCGGUCAGAGGCUGAGCAGCUGCCAUACCAGGCAGUGAUGCAACCAGUCAGGAUGCUCUCGAUGGUACAGCUGUAGAACCUUUUGAGAAUCUGAGGACCCAUGCCAAAUCCUUUCUGUCUCCUGUCAUGCCCUCUUCAGACUGUCUUAGUGUGUUUGGACCAUGAUAGUUUGUUGGUGAUGUAGAGACCAAGGAACUUGAAGCUCUCAACCUGCUCCACUACAGCCCCGUCGAUGAGAAUGGGGGUCCUCCUUUUCCUGUAGUCCACAAUCAUCUCCUUUGUCUUGAUCUCGUUGAGGGAGAGGUUUUUGUCCUGGCACCACACGGCCAGGUCUCUGACCUCCUCCAUAUUGGCUGUCUCAUCAGUGUCAGUGAUCAGGCCUAGCAUUUGUUGUGUCAUCUGCAAACUUGAUGAUGGUGUUGCAGUCUUGCCUGGCCAAGCAGUCAUGAGUGAACAGGGAGUACAGGAGGAGACUGAGCACGCAUCCCUGAGGGGCCCCCGUGUUGAGGAUCAGCGUGGCGGAUGUGUUGUUACCUACCCUUACCACCUGGGUAAGGGUAUAUCUUCAUGAAUUUAGAAAUAGUGUACAUUACACUAGCUUGUAAACUCAAAAUUAUAUAUCUUAUUCAGGUAUCCAUUCAAAGACAAAUAUUUUUUUUCUGGAUGGGGGUGCAGAGGCAACCAUAGAUUUGAUUUAUUAGGAUCCCCAUUAGCCGAUGCCAAUGACAACAGCUAGUCUUACUGGGGUCCGACACGUAUCGAAAAAUACAUUACAGACAAAAUACUUUACAAUUUAUAUACAAAUAUGAACAUGUAGUGUGUGUGUGUGUGCAUCUAUCAGUUACACAUACAUGUCAUUACAUACUGUUUCAGGGGUUGUAUGGUGGAUGGUCGGUAUGUGCCUGUGAGGUUUCUGUGUUUUCUGGCUGCCAGGACCAUGGACAGCAAUGGGAAUUAUUCCCCAGGGGCAGGACCAUGGACAGCUCAGGGGAAACUGCCAGACUACAGCAGAACAGCCACACCUGUCUCCAGUUGUAAUUAGAGGCUAAACAGCAGAUUGAAACCAAUCGGGGCCUCUACUUAACUGCGCCCUGUGUAUGCAUUCUUUGUCUUUCCUUUAACCCCGGCAGGUGAACGAGGAGGAGGUGGCGGCGACGGCGACGGCGGCUAUUGGAGAGACUGCACAUAUGGUGGAGAAGGAGGUUUACUGGAAUAAAGGAACUGAAGAUUUUAGCAAGGCGUGAACCCCAAAGACCAAGAGUGGAGGAUCUUUGACUGGUGAAGAUGGAUUUACUUUGUUUGAGUUGCCGGUACCCGAUUUAAAAUAAUAAACCGUCUUAACCAUUCCUGUGGACUGGCGGUGUGUGUUUGUGUAAACCCUGCCUUACCAAGAUCAAGUCGCCGAAACUGCCACAAGUAGGUCACAUGGGGGAGAGGCAUUGUACCAUAUGUUGCUUUAUUUGUUUUUUUUAAACCAGGUUUGCUGUUCACUUGCACUAUAUACAGUGCGGCAAAAAAGUAUUUACUCAGCCACCAAUUG